Messenger RNA from Cyclocybe aegerita, 1905 nucleotides. The record is from the annotation of a GenBank genome assembly. Lineage: Eukaryota; Fungi; Basidiomycota; Agaricomycetes; Agaricales; Hemipholiotaceae.
GAUGCUCAACCUCCAUGCAAUACUUCUGUUGUUUAAGAAGGUUCGCUUCACCCUCGCGAACAUCCUCAGGUUUCCUGCGAGAGUUGUUUUGUUUCUGACGAAGUUGCUGCACCGCCUUCUGGUUAAGUUCCGAGCACUGUCUUCUCGGGGUAACGAACCUGGGGCGGACUCGAACUUAAAGCUCUCAUCUAGGGGAUGCAUCUUGAACGAUUCACUUGGCCAGGAUACUCAGGCCUCUGCAGAGUUCAACCCCACCGGGAAGCUGGAGAACUUGAUAGAAAGUGAAGCCGAGGUUCUAGACGAUGUAGUAUCCUAUUCCAGCAUCCCCCGAAUCGGACAGCAAAGUCCAAUGCCUUCCAGCAGCGUCAUGGAGCACACCAUCACCGUGUCUUAUGAGUCACCAAAGCCAACCCCGACCUACCGCAUGUCCGACGAGAUCGAGAACUUGGUGGCAAUUACAACGAAGGUGGAGUACGAGCGCUACGAACGGAAUGAGCCAUGUGAAAGAUAUGACGACCAACCUUAUACAAUUGAGCCAUUCACCAAGUCGUUUUCUCGCCCAAAUUUACCCGAUGGUUGGAUAACGUUCGUUCACCCAGAAGGUGUGCGAUACUUUCUGAAGGAAACCCGGCCAAUACCUGUUCUAACCGAAGCAUACAUCUACAGCCCGGAAAUCCACAAACAAAUUGAGAGCUAUAUCUCUCAAAUAUUCUCGUACAUCAACCGGAAUUCAAUCGCCUUUGAAAAUUCCUUCCUUGUGCUCGAGCUGAGGCAGAGCGGCCGCUGUGGAUACUACUUCGUUGACCACAUCAACAAGUGCUUGUUCUGGUUAGAUCCUUUUGAAUUCAGUCACUUGCUGGACCCCCUCAAGAUUCCGUAUACAGCCUCUCUUGUUGGUCUGGUUAUGCAUUCGCACUACUGGUACCACAACGAGCUCUUUCCUCAUGUCUAUCAGUCGACCGAAGGUGACCUCAAUGAAAUCUCUGACAUCUUGGUAUACAGCAUUGGAGACCUCCUUACAGCCGGUCCGAACUCGGUGGUUAGCUAUGAUCUUGAUACCUUGAAAGCGUCGUUGGAAUUAGUAAAGCAUUUCCAAAAGCAAGAUCAGUCUCUUCAGAGUCGAUCUCCUGGCGGAGCUCGGUUCAUAGAUCGAAUGGCAUCCUACUUGGACCACGACAGGUUCCUGAACCUCCACGGGGAACCUGGUGCUCGGCUGGAUGCCGGUCAAUCGAUUUAUGGGCCUCAGCCAGAGAAGAAUUCUCUUCUGAUGAAAAUCCUCUCGCCUCUGAUGAUUUAUGGGCCCGAUAGCCAUCUAUAUCGACUGGAGGAGACCACCGUUGAUUACAUGGUCAGCAAGCGAAGCUGGGAAGGAUUUGCUGAGAAGAUCUUCGAAGAGUGGAGGGAAACGAUUCUAUAGGCAACAGUCGUCUUGAAUGCCAACGUCGCUUUCCUGGCCAUCCAGAGCGUCGAUGAGGCAGCAGCUCCUCAUCGGCGGACUGAUUCCCAACGAGCAAGCUAUUUCUCCGUUCUCACCAGCCUCGGCAGCAUCAUCUUCGGAUUGCUGCUGGUACGUCAGCACAGAGAGGUCAUGACGACACAAUUCGUCGUCAACAGAAGUGCGUCUCACAUUGGUUUGGAGACUCUGGCAAUGAUGUUCAGUCUACCAUAUACCCUUCUCAUGUGGUGGAUGAUCUCGUUUCUGCUCGCUUUCCUGCUUUUGUUGUACCAUUCACAGGAUGUGCUUGUCAUCAGCCAAACAUCAGUGGUAUGUUUCGCUUACUUAUUACUGUUGUUUUGGUCCAUUUCUACGGCGUAUGAGCGUGAUGUUUAUCGGUGGGAAUCGCCCUUACAAAGUUUUUCUUUGCUAUUCGGAAGAGGUACACCUCAGGAGAACUCGAGAGCGUG